AUGCUCGUCACAGUCGUACGGCAUGGGGAGAGUACUGACAACCUCCGUGCCGUCUGGGCUGGACAUUUGGAUGCGCCUCUCAGUCAGUAUGGCAUGGAGCAAGCCAAGCGCGUAGGGGCGAGCUUCAAGCAUCUGCCCAUCACUGCCAUCUACGCCUCCGAUCUCAAGCGAGCUCAUUGGACCGCGCAACAGAUUCACUCGCAGAACGCCGGUCCCUCUCCUUCCGAUCGACAGACAGCCUCGUCGCCUUCGAGGAAACGAACGCGAUCGACAGAGAUCGAUCAUCCUCACAAUGAUGCCGAGACGGCUGGACCCGAUUCGUCUGCACGUCUAGAGCGAGCGUCGCAGUCCAGGCAAGACAGUACGUCUGCCAAUGCGCCGUGCGAUUCAGAUCUAGGCAGAAGAGCUAUCGCGACCACGCCGCUCCUGCGCGAACAAUUCUUUGGUGAUGCAGAGGGCAAAGGCUGGCAAGCCGGCAGCUACUCCAAUGCGCCAUACGAGAGCAAGCGGGAAUUCAAGUUCCCCAACGGCGAAACGCUGCAUGACGUCGGCAAGCGCGCAGACAAGGUGGUCAGACAGAUCAUCCUGCCCUGGCUGCUCCGUGAAGCCAACGAGCGUGGCUCUACACGGCGGAAUCUGACGGCGCCAAGUUCUCUCGAAAUACCAGAUGAUACUGUGCAUCUUGUCCUGGUCGCUCAUGGCAUCAUGAUCUCCGAGCUUUUGCACGCCUUUCAUCGGGCAGCAGAUCCACGUGCUCCUUGGGUCAAGCGCGGAGGGCUGCAGAACACAGGCUGGGGUCGGAUGCACAUGGUACUCGAUCCUGUCGUGCUCGAUGAUCUGCCUCCCGGCGUCAUCGCCGAAGCCUACGCAGCCACGGAAGCGACAGAGUUUCCAGAGCUCAUACCCGCCCUGAGCCCCUCGUCCGGCUUACUAGAUCUGUUACGACCGCAGGUCAAAUUGCUUGCAAUGAACCAGACAGAUCAUCUGAACGGUCACAGACGACAGCCGGGCGGGCUAAGCAGGCAAGCAUUCGAUGCAAAGCAACAGACGCUCAUGUCCUUCAUGAGUGGCGGCGGUGGUGGUACCGCGUCGCCGUCGCCCAAAAAGAAGAGCGCUUCUUGA
This is a messenger RNA of Mixia osmundae IAM 14324, 1122 nucleotides long. RefSeq lists its product as uncharacterized. The coding region runs from base 1 to 1122 and encodes 373 amino acids. Gene Ontology annotation, molecular function: fructose-2,6-bisphosphate 2-phosphatase activity. The record is from RefSeq and is a predicted model, not a curated record. The transcript has 3 exons. Lineage: Eukaryota; Fungi; Basidiomycota; Mixiomycetes; Mixiales; Mixiaceae. Gene Ontology annotation, cellular component: cytosol. Gene Ontology annotation, biological process: negative regulation of programmed cell death; negative regulation of glycolytic process; fructose 1,6-bisphosphate metabolic process.